AUGGCCAUGGCACUGGAAAAAAUUGCUACAAACAUUGCAAAACUCGACUUUUUGCCGGGCAACAGUCAUAAACUUCAUGGUACUCGUGAAUUCAUUACCGUGUUUCAAUCAAUGAGUAAAGAUACAAAUAAUCUGUGUAAAAAGGUUUCAACUUUACUCAAAGCGCAUAGCGCAAAAUGGUCUCGCCGUCUGGGUGAAAAUCCGCAAAUUUCUGAAUGUCCGCCAAUGAAGCAGCAAUUCAUGAAUCUUGUUUCAAUCAGUUCAUUGUUAGCCGACUCGUUUGAUAAUGCACGUAAAGAAAUCAAACGGGAACUCGCCACUAUACCUUCGCUGCCACGGUGUCAAGUCAAAAGAGAUAAACAAAAUGCACGUCAGAACUUUAACCAGGCUGAUAAACAGCUUAAAAGAUUGGCCGAAGAACAAAUUAAACUUCAAGACCAAUUAAAUGAACUCAAUCAGCAGUUAGAGAACACUUCGUUGGAAACAUUGAGAGAAGCAGACGUGAGAUCGAAAAAGAACAUAUUAAAAAAACAAUUACGACAGAAGGGUAUUGAGUUACAUGAAGCUCGAGAUGUAUUGAAUAUAGAAAAACAACUACGUGACAAACGACUCGACCAAAUUGUUGAAGAAAAUCGACGAGUUGAAAUAAAUUUGUUGGAAAACCUUAAUAGAUAUAUGCAACAAUAUUUUGCAGCUAUGCAAGUUAAAUUACCUCCAGCUACGAUAGAAAGAAUUACUCGUACAUCGCAGAACGAAUUUCUCAUUGGAGAAGAAUUACAUUCCUUGCAGACCAUGUGUAGUCAAAUAAGCUUUGACAAUGACAAUGACAAUGACAAUGACAAUGACAAUGAAGAUUUUUCCGAUACAGAUGACGAGUCUUUCUCAUUGGAUAGUAAUGUCAGCAACAACAAGAAAAAUAACACCAAACAGUUUAUACAUGAGAUAAGCGUAUGA
This is a messenger RNA of Rotaria socialis, 954 nucleotides long. The record is from the annotation of a GenBank genome assembly. Lineage: Eukaryota; Metazoa; Rotifera; Eurotatoria; Philodinida; Philodinidae.